GAAUACGAUGAUAAAGCUGAAGCAACACACAGAGUUGAUAGCUUGAAUUUGUUGAUAUAUGUAAUUUUACUUUUGAUUACCAUACUUACAGUUUGGCUUUUUAAACAGAGGAGGUUCAGAUUCAUUCAUGAAACCGGUUUAGCCAUAAUUUACGGAUUAAUAAUUGGGGCUAUUAUUGCAUACGCUAUUAAAAAACCUGAAGAAAAAAAGGGAAAUGAUUAUUUUAACUCUACCAACCAAUCCACUGUCAACCCUGUCUCCGUAUUUAAUGUUUGUUCACAUCAAGUUGAAACAGUGACAGAGAGUAGUAAAAAUGAAUUGCAAGAAAAAGCUAGUAUAUUUUUUUCUCACUUUUUUAAUUUUUUUUUUAUUUACGCAACAUUCGAUCCUGAAGUGUUUUUCAAUGUGAUUCUACCUCCAAUUAUUUUCAAUGCCGGAUAUCAAAUGAAAAAGAAACACUUUUUCCGCAACAUUGGAGCAAUAACAGUGAUAGCGUUCAUAGGCACAACAAUAUCCACGCUAGUCAUUGGAGGUCUUAUGUAUGGGUUUGUUUUAUUAAUAAAGUCAACGAAGCUCACAAUGUUUACCGAUUGUUUGUUAUUUGGAGCCAUUAUAUCUGCUACUGAUCCGGUGACGGUUUUGGCUAUAUUUAAUGAUCUGAAUGUUGAUGUUGAUCUGUAUGCUAUCGUAUUUGGCGAGAGUGUCUUAAAUGAUGCUGUGGCUCUUACUCUUACAAAGUCAAUUGAGAGCUACAAGAGUGCCAAAUCAGGAUUUGAUGGUAUGGCUUUCCUAAACUGUUUAGCUAUCUUUAUGAAGAUUUUUUUUGGAUCUUUGUUAUUUGGAUGUUUUAUGGGUGGUGUUACCGCCCUAUUAACUAAAUUUACAAAAUUAAAAAACUAUCCAACCUUGGAAACCUCGCUUUUCGUUCUAAUGUCAUAUGCCACCUUUUUAGCUUCUGAAUGCUUAGAUCUCACGGGUAUUGUUGCUUUAUUAUUUUGCGGCAUAUGCCAGGCUCAUUACACAUACAACAACUUAUCUGCUACAUCUCAGAACAACACUAGAGAGCUGUUCAGUUUAAUGAAUUUUUUGAUGGAAAAUUUUGUCUUCACAUACAUUGGCGUUUCAACAUUUACUUUUCAAUACCAUUCCUGGGACGCUGGAUUGACUAUAUUUGCUGUGUUUUCGGUCAUCGUCAGCCGAAUGUGUCACAUCUACCCGUUAUCUUUCCUUCUCAACCUAGGGAGAGUCCACAAAAUAACCUGCAAUAUGCAACACGUCAUGCUUUUUUCUGGGCUUAGAGGGGCCCUGGCGUUUACAUUGGCCAUCAGGAACACUUCAACGGUUGCUAGACAAACAAUUCUGUCCAUCACAUUGAUUGUUAUCAUAUUAACUGUCUUCUUGUUGGGAGGAUUCACAACUCAGAUCAUUUACUGGCUGAAAAUAAGCAUUGGCCUAAAUAUCAACCCUGAUGUAAUGACUAAUGACUACAACUUCCUCCGGUUUUAUGAUGGUUCAUCCAGUGGUUUCUUAUUGGAGGGGAGAAGUUCUGCGGCUUCUAUCUGCGAUUCAAUUCAAAUAAUUCCAUUGUUUAAGAGAAAUUUUAAAAAAUUGUUUUCAUUUGACUUGGUAUUUAUCAAACCCUUGUUAACAAAUCAUGAACCUCCACUCACCGAAACAUUACCCAAGUGCUGUUUUCCUAUUGCUAAACUGUUGUCAUCCAAAGAACAACUAACA
This is a messenger RNA of Helobdella robusta, 1734 nucleotides long. RefSeq lists its product as hypothetical. The annotation marks the transcript as partial. Gene Ontology annotation, biological process: regulation of pH; sodium ion transport; proton transmembrane transport. The transcript is spliced from 15 exons. Lineage: Eukaryota; Metazoa; Annelida; Clitellata; Rhynchobdellida; Glossiphoniidae. The record is from RefSeq and is a predicted model, not a curated record. Gene Ontology annotation, molecular function: sodium:proton antiporter activity. Gene Ontology annotation, cellular component: membrane; recycling endosome.